CUAAAACCGGUUCAUUAAACUGGUUCACAAAAUAUAGCGUUAACAAGGGAUACUUCCGUCUGUGUGUCGUACAGGGAAUCCCCAACACGAGCGAAAUGAAGACCGGCGAAUUAGAAGUUAAACAAAGAGACCUCUUGUACAGAUUGAUUAUCAGCCAGUUUAUCUAUGAUGGGCACAAGGAAUUGGCAGCAACGUUUGCGAGUGUCAUCAAGCCCCACCCUGCCUGUCCCCCCUCAGACAGACUGCUGCAGCUGAUGAAGUUGGGACUCAAAGUGGAGGAAGAUCAGAAUGAAUCCCGUGCUCUGAAUCCUGAAAUGGUUGCACCUGGUUCUGGUAUCGAUCUGGAGUUUGAGACUGAGGUUCAGACAAUCUCUGCCGAGGCUGCACUGUACGAGACAUGCUACGUGACCGCUCACAAGGGGCCAUGUAGAGCCGGGGCCUUCCAUCACACAGGUCAGCUGAUAGCUACAGGGUCUGAAGAUGCCUCCAUCAAGAUCCUGGACGUAGAGAGAAUGUUGGCCAAAAGUGCAACUCCUGCAGAAAUCAUUGCCAUGGAAACUCCUCAACAGCAGAUGGAGAAUCAUCCCGUCAUCAGAACACUAUAUGAUCACAGUGGAGAGGUGACAUGCCUGGACUUCCAUCCUUUCCACCAGAUCCUGGCGUCAGGGAGCACCGACUUCAGCAUCCGAUUCUUUGAGUUCUCCAAGCCCUCGGUGAAGAAAGCUUACAAGAGUAUGCAGGAAGCAGCCAAAGUGCGGUGUAUCAACUUCCAUCCAUCAGGAGACUAUGUGCUUGUUGGCACCGAGCAUCCCACUUUACGGCUUUACGACGUCAAUACAUUCCAGUGUUUUGUGUCACACGACCCAAGCGGGCAGCAUGAAGGACCAGUCACAUCUGUCAACUGGAGCCCCAAUGCCAAUCUGUUCACCACCUGCUCCAAAGAUGGCAGCAUCAAGGUGUGGGACGGUGUCAGUCACCGUUGCAUCAACACCUUCAAGAACGCUCACGACGGACAUGAAGUCUGCUCAGUCACAUUCGCCAGAAAUUCCAAGUACAUUUUGUCGAGUGGCAAGGACUCGCUGGUGAAGCUGUGGGAGUUGUCCACCAACCGCUGCCUCAUCAUGUACACCGGCGCCGGUGCCACGGGGAAGCAGGAGCAUCGCACACAGUCUGUCUUCAACCACACCGAGGACUACGUGUUGUUCCCUGAUGAGAAGACGACAAGUCUGUGCUGCUGGGACUCGCGCAAUGCGGAACGACAGAAACUCCUUUCUCUCGGUCACAACGGUGUGGUACGCAGUAUCGUCCACUCUCCGACUGGGCCGGCCUUCGUCACGUGUUCUGAUGACUACAGAGCACGCUUCUGGUACCGCAAAGCUUCCACAGAUUGAACUGCAUCAUCAACAGUCAACAUCAUCAUGGACAACAGUGUGCUGCAUCAUUAGGGCUGUAAUGAUUAACUCCAUCACAACACAGCUAUGGUGGGGCACAUGAUGCAAUACAUACCCACAACACUUGUAAUGUCUGCAAGCCAUCAAAGAAAAUGGCUAAUAACUCAAUCAAAACAUAUUUUAUCGACCUGCAUCAAUUAAACUAGCAUUGGCUUUAAUAAUUUUGUACCUUCCAUUUAAUGUCAGAUAAAAAGUAUUUUCAUAACCUGUAACAUGCACAAUUUUAUAUCAGUUUGCAUAGAUUCAUGGCUACAUGUUGAACUUUUGAUACUCAUAUGGUGGCACCAAGUCUCAAUAUGGUGGCACAAAGUAUCGCGAUCCUCCCAAUUGCCGGUGAAAAAUUCAAGACCUACUCAUCAUUCAACAUUCAUCAUGGGGUCAUGUUGAUCGACAGCACUGGAAGUAACAGAUGGAAACAGUGUCAUGUCCAUGGUUGUUGAGGACUUUCUUUAGAGAUAAUGCACCUUACAGAUUCAGGCACACAAUAGGUGACUUCAUGUUAGUAUCCAGUGCUUGUCAUGUCGGACACGAAGCAGCUAAUGCCCUGGGAACAGAUUCACAAAAUGUUUGCAGCAUUUCAAACUAUAGUAGCUCUAUAGUUUAUCAUAGGCUUACAAAUGUCACAGCACCAUAAAUGCUUAAUGGAGUUGGACCCUGGAUGACAUGACACCAUUCAGCAUGUACAGUUGCUCAUGCCAUCAACCACUGGUUUAUCAGUUCCAGAGUUGAGUAUUUUCCUGCUGUAAUAUCGCUGACCUCAGUACGUGACUAUAAUUCACUUACUCAUGAUUAAGAGAAACCUUGUUCCUUCUUUUCACUUUGGGAAAUGUUGAUUUGUCAUUGUUACAAUUUCUUAGAAAAUAAUUGCAGUUAGGUUUGUAAAAAUCUGUAAUACAAAUCUUGAAUAAAAAUGGUUUUUUUAUGUA
Molecule: messenger RNA, 2377 nt
Organism: Haliotis rufescens (red abalone)
Lineage: Eukaryota; Metazoa; Mollusca; Gastropoda; Lepetellida; Haliotidae
Product: cleavage stimulation factor subunit 1-like
Exons: 13
Coding region: 96-1391 (431 amino acids)
Biological process (GO): mRNA 3'-end processing
Cellular component (GO): mRNA cleavage stimulating factor complex
Molecular function (GO): protein binding; RNA binding
Source: RefSeq, a predicted model, not a curated record